Molecule: messenger RNA, 3540 nt
Organism: Neltuma alba
Lineage: Eukaryota; Viridiplantae; Streptophyta; Magnoliopsida; Fabales; Fabaceae
Product: putative disease resistance protein At5g05400
Exons: 6
Coding region: 1-3540 (1179 amino acids)
Molecular function (GO): ADP binding; ATP hydrolysis activity
Source: RefSeq, a predicted model, not a curated record
AUGGCAGAGAUUGUGAUCUCAAUCGUGUCAAAGGUUGCAGAAUACUUAGUGGCUCCGAUUUCACAUGGAGCUGCGUAUUUUUUCUGCUUUAAGCAGCUUAAUGAAGACUUCAAGAAAGCAAAACAAGAGCUAGAGGUGAAACUAGAAGAUGUGAGAAAGCGUACGGAAGAAGCAGAACGAAAAACUGAAGAAAUAAUGCCAUCCGUGAAGAAGUGGUUGGAUGAUGUGAAUGCUAUCCUAGGAGAGGUACAAAAGCUGCAACAAGAGCUUGAUCGAGGACGAAACAAUUGUUUCAAUGUGUCUGUUAGAUACUCAUUAUCCAAACAAAUGGAAAAUAAGGCUAAACAGAUGAUGGACCUCAAACAAAAUUCUGACUUUCAGCCAUUUUCCCAGGUGAUCCAACUUCCUGGAAUUACCUACUUCUCUUCCAAAGAGUUUGUGGAUUUCAACUCAAGGAAAUCAACUUGUAAUCAUCUUUUGGAGGCAAUUAAAGAUGGCACGAACAAGAUGGUGGGAUUAUAUGGUAUGGCAGGAUCAGGCAAGACGACUUUGGCGAAGGAAGUAGGCAAGAAAGUAGAUGAGCUAAAGCUUUUCGACAAGGCCAUCAUGGCAGUCGUUUCAAAACCCCCAAAUGUUUUGAACAUUCAGCAGGAAAUAGCGGGGCAAAUAGGCUUACAACUUCAAGAGUCAACUCAACUUACUAAAGCACAAAGGCUAUCAGAAGGAUUGAAAAAUAAGAAGAUUCUUAUAAUCCUGGAUGAUGUGUGGAGCAAACUAAGGCUUGAAGAUAUUGGAAUUCCAUUAAAUGAAGGUUGUUGUGUAUUGUUGACCACUCGCCUCCAUGAUGUAUGUGUUUCUAUGGAUUGUGAAAGUAUUAUUAAAUUGCCUCUCUUAACAGAGGAAGAGUCAUGGGCAUUGUUCAAGGUGUGCGUUAAAACAGCCAAUGUGUCAAUGAAUGAGUUUGAUAGCAUUGGAAGGCAAAUUGUUGAUGAGUGUAAAGGUUUGCCUAUUGCAAUUGUGACAGUCGGAAGCACAUUAAAAGGAAAGAGUAUUCAAGCGUGGAAGUCAACACUAAGGAGGCUACAACGUCCCCUACCAUUGGAUAUUGAAGAUGAUUUGAAGACCCCUUAUGCAUGUGUUGAAUUAAGUUAUGAUAAUUUGCCAAGUUCACUAGCCAAGUCGCUCUUCAUAUUGUGUUCUAUGUUUCCUGAGGAUCAUGAAAUCCAUAUAGAGGAUUUAAUUCGUUUUGGCAACAGGACUCUAAAGCUGGGUGAUGAUAUUCAUACAAUAGGGGAAGCAAGGAAUGAGAUUUUUGCAACUAUUGAGAAAUUGUUAGAUUCUUGUUUGUUAAUGAAUACCGAUUGGCAGGAACGUGUAAAAUUGCAUGAUGUUGUUCGAGAUGUAGCCUUAUGGAUCGCAAAGAAGCAACAUCAAGAAGUUUUGGUGGAUAGCCAUUCAAUUUCAAGCAUGCUGGUAAGCAACUGCCACAGAUUGAAUGAUGCGAAGGCACUCUCAUUGUGGAAUUUGGAUGAGAAUUUCAAGAUCUUUAAUAAAUUGCAUUGUCCAUCACUGGAGAUUUUGCUACUUCAACCUGAUGGGUUCAUUGAAGAUAUUGGAGCAAUAGAAACACUUAAAGUGUUGGCACUCAUAACAGAUGGCUUUCAAUGCAGAUUUUGGUCAUCAACUUUUUGCUCUAUCCCACAAUCAAUUGUACUGUUAACAAAUCUUCAAACCUUAUGUCUUAGAGGGAAACGAUUGGGUGACAUCUCUUUUUUGUGUGAACUCAAAGGAUUGGAAAUUCUUGAUUUGCGUGGUUCUCUAUUUAAUGAAUUACCUGCUGAAAUUGCAGACAUGAAAAUGCUGAAACUUUUAGAUAUAUUUGAAUGUGAAAUUAAGGAAAGCCCUUUAGAAGUAAUUGAAAGAUGUGAGCAGCUUGAAGAAUUAUACUUUUGGGAUAAGAAAUCUAUCAUCCCUGAGAAUUUCUCUCUUUCAAGGUUGAAGAGGUAUGUCAUCUAUGAUUCCACAUGCAGAAUGAUUGAUGAAUAUAUGGGUAACUCUUUCCAAGAAUAUUUAGAUAGUUGUGAUGAAGCAUUAAGAGCUUUAUGCAUACAAGGCUUCAGAAUCUUUGCUUUGACUUCGUCAAUGAAGGAUCUCAUUUUUGGGGCAAACCACCUUUGGUUAGAUAAUUGUUCAUGGGAUCAUAAAGAUAUAAAUUUUAGGAUAAAGCACCUCGUGGUAUCAUUCUGUCAAGAGAGAAGAUUCAUCAUUGAGAACUCUGAUAUGAACACUCUUCAAACACAACAAAUCUUCUCAGACUUGAUAACUUUACGAUUGUUUGAAAUGAAUAGUCUUGAACAGGUGUUUGAAGCUUCAUCUAUCAGCUACUCUCUCCCCAUGUUACAAGAGCUGUCGAUACAAAGUUGUCCUGAAUUGAGAACUUGCAUCUUCCCCCAUGCCAUGGUUACGAGCUUGCCAAAGCUGAGGAGACUUGUGAUUGAGGGUUGCGGCAAAGUGAAAUGGUUAUUCUCUUAUUCUUUGGCUUCUCAUUGUCCGUCCUUGGAGGAGAUAAUUAUAGCCAAUUGCUUUGAGCUUGAGAGGCUCAUUGAUGAAGAAGCUGCACUUGGGGAUCCAUUACUUCAUGACAUGCAAUACUGUCAUCCACAUGGAAAGGAAACUGACAGUGCUUAUGUGGGCGUUACAGCAAAAAGAUUCAAUCAGUUGCAAAAUCAGCAAUCCUUGAUCCUUUUUCUCAGGUUGAAAAGUCUACAAAUUAAAGGAGUGGAAAAAAGAAAGUUGCAACAGAGUGAGAUGGUUGUUAUCUUAUUCUCUUGCAUCUCAUUGUCCUUCACUGGAGGCUAUACGGAUACGCAUUGCUCUGAAUUUGAGGGGCUGAUUAAUGAAGAAGCUGCACUUGGAGAUCAUCCACAGCAACCUUUGAUCCGAAAUUGUUCUGAACUUGAGAGGCUUGCUGAAGAAGCAUCAUAUGGGGAUCGGCUACCACUUCUCAAACUGAAGUACUUACGCUUGUUGUCAUUGCCGAAAUUGAGAGAGAUCUUCCCUCACAAACAUGAGAAUGACACAGUGAGGGUGGUGAAGUCAGAAUUGUGUUCCAUGGAGUUAGUAAAUCUACCGGAAUUAGAAUAUAUUUGGAAAGAUCCCAUACAAAUUUUGAGCUUCUAUAGACUUAAAGAGAUUAGACUGUGGGGAUGCCCAAGAUUAAGAAAUGUGUUCACUCUUGCUAUUGUUACAAGCCUUCCUGAGUUGAGGGAACUUGAAGUAAGAGGAUGCAAGGAAUGGGAGGGAAUAUUCUGUGAAGAGUCACUUAAGAAUCUGUCUACUACUUCCACUGUUUCCUUCCCCAAACUUGAGACCAUUCGUAUAUAUGAUUGCCACAAAGUGAGAAGGGUGUUCUCAUAUUCUCUGGCAUCUCAUUGUCCUUCAUUGGAUACAAUAACCAUAUGGAAUUGCUGUCAACUGGAGAGGGUUGUUGAAGCUUAUGAAGGUGAAAACAUUGUCCAAACAUAUCAAAAAUCUCAAUAA